CCAAAUACAAUACUUAUAUAUAUUUAAAGUUUGUUAGUCUGUCUAUUAGUAACACAAAUCCUCCAUGAUGUUAUACAUCAUCAUCAUCAUCAUCAUCAUCAUCAUCAUCCUCCCUUUGUUGUCCUUCUCCCUUCUAGCCAAGUUCCAUGGGAAACCCUACCCGCCCGGCCCCAAAGGCUGGCCGUUGAUCGGGUACAUGAACUUGAUGGACCACUACUCGCACCGCGGGCUCGCCAAGCUAGCCGACAAGUACGGCGGCUUGGUGCACUCGCGAAUGGGCUCCCUCCACAUGGUCGUGGUGUCGGGCCCGGAGGAAGCCCGUCAGGUGCUCCAAGUCCACGACGGCGUCCUGUCCAACCGGCCCGCGACCGUCGCCAUCAGUUACCUGACGUACGAACGGGCCGACAUGGCGUUCGCCCACUACGGCCCGUUCUGGCGCCAGAUGCGCAAGGUGUGCGUCAUGAAGCUCUUCAGCAGGAGACGGGCCGAGUCGUGGGACUCGGUCCGGGACGAGGUGGACCAGAUGGUCCGGACCGUGGCGGCGAGCGCCGGUUCGCCCGUGAACGUGGGCGAGCUGGUGUUCGGGCUCAUGAAGAGCGUCAUAUACCGGGCCGCAUUCGGGUCCAAGUCCAAGGAAGGGCAAGAGGACUUCAUCUCCAUCCUCCAAGAAUUCUCAAAGCUCUUUGGAGCAUUCAACAUAUCGGAUUUCUUCCCUUGGCUGAAGUGGGCCGACUUGCAGCGGCUGAACCCGAGGCUCGCGGAGGCUCGGGCCCGGCUCGACGGGUUCAUCGAUGUGAUCAUCGAUGACCACAUACAGAAAAGAAGUAAUGGUGGCGGGAAGGGGGAGGUUCCCGGCGACAACGCGGCGGCGGAAAGCGAUAUGGUGGACGAGCUGCUGGCGUUUUACGGGGAGAAAGCUGAGUUGAACGAGUCAUCAGAAGAUUUGGUGAAUGCCAUUAAGCUAACAAAGGAUAAUAUCAAAGCCAUCAUAAUGGACGUGAUGUUUGGGGGCACCGAAACUGUGGCAUCAGCAAUAGAGUGGGCCAUGGCGGAGGUGAUGAAAGCGCCGGCCGAACUCAAGAAGGUUCAAGAAGAGCUCGCUGCCGCCGUCGGUUUCAACCGGAAAGUGAACGAAUCUGAUUUAGAAAAUCUACCCUACUUAAAAUGUUGCGUGAAGGAGACGCUCCGACUGCACCCGCCUAUCCCUCUCCUCCUCCAUGAGGCAGCCAAGUCAUGCGUGGUCAAUGGGUACCACAUCCCUGCCAAGUCGCGCGUGGUGAUCAACGCAUGGGCCAUCGCACGAGACAAGAACUCCUGGGACGACCCGCACAGUUUUAAACCCGAAAGGUUUCUCAAAGAUGGGGCUCCAGACUUCAAAGGGAGCCAUUUUGAGUUCGUACCUUUCGGGUCGGGCAGGAGGUCGUGUCCAGGAAUGCAACUCGGGUUGUACGCGCUAGACAUGGCCGUCGCCCAACUUCUUCAUUGCUUCACGUGGGAAUUGCCGGAUGGGAUGAAACCGAGUGAGCUCAAUAUGGACGACGUGUUUGGUCUCACUGCGCCCUUAGCGAGUCGACUCAUCGCCGUCCCCACCCCACGCCUCCUGUGCCAUCUCUUUUGAAAGUCAAAAUCAAAAUAAAGCUAGCAGCAUGUUCGUCUAUUUUAACUUUUUUCUAGUUAAAUUGGCCGAAUUUUGAUCAAGAUUAAAUAAAAAUUGCAUGAUAUAUUGAUACAACAAUAUCAUUUUCGAGAAGUAUAUUUUGCAAGGUAAAUUCAAUGAAGUCAUUUCAAUAUU
Molecule: messenger RNA, 1792 nt
Organism: Cuscuta campestris
Lineage: Eukaryota; Viridiplantae; Streptophyta; Magnoliopsida; Solanales; Convolvulaceae
Source: the annotation of a GenBank genome assembly